UCGAACAGCAAAAGCAACAGCGCACCGCCGAAACCUUCCCCUCCGUCUCGUUCUCUUCAGUGUUCCCAUCUCGGACGGCGCCUCUCCUCCGCUCCUCCGUGAUGGAUCCCAAAGCGGCGGCGAAGUCGAAGCGCUCUCACACGGUGCAUGGACGCCGCGCCCACCAGACCCCUGCCGCGGCGGCAGCGCACAGGCAGAAGCGGGCCGCCGCCGCCGCCACCUCGUCCGGGCCCCGCAGCCGCAACCUCCCCUCGAAUUGGGACCGAUACGACGCCGAGGGCGAGGCAGAAGACCCCGCACCCGCCGCGGAAUGGACCGGCGAGGUGGCCCCGCGCAGCAAGGGCGCCGACUUCGGGUUCCUGCUAGAGCAGGCGCGAGCGCAGCCCCGCGAGGCCCGGGGCCUCGGGGCGCCGUGGCUCCCCUCCCAGGAUUCGCCGUUUGAUUUUAUGCAAGCCUCUACAUCUAUGUUCGAAGCUAAAGGUGAAGGGAUCUUGUCCUGGUGUGCUGAUGAUAACUUCAUAUUAGAGGACGAUUUAGCACCAGAUUUCGAGGUGCCUUUUCUUUCAAUGGAUUUGCAUGCAUUGGCCAACCAGCUUUCAAAGCUUAAGCUUUCUCAGAGACUUUUUGUAGAAGAAGAUCUACUACCUGAGGAUCUGGCUGAUGCAUCGAAAGACAAUGAAAUACUGAUUGAAUGUGACACUUCUGUGGAAAGUGAUGCUAAAGUCAGUUCAGUUGGGCAUAACUUGAACUUUGAGCCAUGGAAAGAUGCAAGUCAUCAUGAAUGUGCCGGCAACACCUAUUCUGAUGAUCAAAUGAAAUCAGAACGUCAGUCGCAAUGUUUUGAACAUGAAGCUACUACAUCACCCAAGAUUAGUACUCAUUUAGUGAAUUCGGACAGUGAAGAAGAUAAGACAUAUAAAAGAACCAUGGAUACUGAUCCUGAUACAGGGCUUAGCAAAGGGUUGAAGUUUGAGGUGGGCUCUGCAGAAGAAGAACUUGACAUGCUCCUCAAUUCAUUUAGUGGAACUCACCUUUCUAGCUCCAACUUGGAUGAAUCAUUUGGACAUGAUUCAACUUCUCAAGGUGCAAAGAUCAGUUGGUCGAACAAGAAAGUUACACCUAGCAUGUCUUCCCAAUCACCUCUUGCACCUGUGGACAAUGCUCUAGAUGACUUGCUUUCAGAGACUUCCAUACCUGAACAGAAUGAAGGUUUUGCUACACAAGUUUCAACUUCUCAACCAACUGUUAGAUCUGGCCAGAACUUUGACUCCGGAUAUGCUAUGAAGAUUGAUGUGAUUGCAUCUAUUGAUGAUUCAGUGGAUAAUUUGCUUGAAGGCACUUCACUGUGCUUAAGUGAGCCAAAGGAGACUACAACGGUACAAGGACCAAACACCACCCCACAUGACAGUGUCCCCACUCAUUCUGGCCCCUCAAAUGCAUCAGAUGAUUUUGAUUCAUGGUUUGAUUCCCUAUAGGGGAGAAAAAGGUUGGUGCUGUGAGGAAGUGAUGCCUGACUUGAGGGAUUCUUCUCUGUGACGCAAAGGUCCUUUGUGCCAUUAUUCACUCAAUUCUUGAAUCUAACUGGUAAACGUGUUCAGGGAGCUGUAUUUCAAAGUUCUCUCUCUUUUUUUUUUUAUGGAGGUCCACCAGAGAACUAUCUCUGUGUUAGGUUUUCAUGGGAAGUGAUGAAGUGGAUAGAGCAUUGUAUAAAAGCUAAAGGUCAUCUGUGCUGGUUCAUCGUGUGGUUCAUAUUGAUUCAGUUGGCUGGCUGCUGUGAAAUCUGAAUGGGAUAUGCACCUCCUUGAACUAAGCAUGUUUUUGCUGUUGUACCAUUAUCUGCGAACUGUUUCAGAAACAAACUAAUGCAAACAGUUCGCAGUUCGUGCCCCCUUCUUAGCAGUAGACUUAAGGGUGCGUUCCGGGAUUCGGUCUGUUUCCUGAUGCGCAAUUUGUUAUGCUACAUGUAAGCUAAACUGUACUGAGCUAGACGACUCAUAUGGUGGGACCCAAUCACCAAACUUCAAAACCUGCGCAACUAACAGUUGGUCCUUCUUAGCGUUGUCCUCUGAUUCAGAUGUUUAAUCUGUGUGCUACUCCCGCUGGCCAAUGAUUCUGUUGAAGACCACUUAAGAUGGGUUACUUCGUGGGCCACAAGCAUCUGGAAAAAGAAAGAAAAGGUAGAUCUCUGUUGAAAAGGUACGAUGUCUCGUCCUUCACCAGUUGUCGCUGCGAAACUGAUCUUUUCCGAACUGUAAAAUAAUUUGAUGAAAGCUUGCUUUUGACGUA
Messenger RNA from Setaria italica (foxtail millet), 2286 nucleotides. RefSeq lists its product as uncharacterized. The record is from RefSeq and is a predicted model, not a curated record. The transcript is spliced from 4 exons. The coding region runs from base 102 to 1475 and encodes 457 amino acids. Lineage: Eukaryota; Viridiplantae; Streptophyta; Magnoliopsida; Poales; Poaceae.